Messenger RNA from Coprinopsis cinerea okayama7#130, 327 nucleotides. RefSeq lists its product as hypothetical. The record is from RefSeq and is a predicted model, not a curated record. The coding region runs from base 1 to 327 and encodes 108 amino acids. Lineage: Eukaryota; Fungi; Basidiomycota; Agaricomycetes; Agaricales; Psathyrellaceae. The transcript has 2 exons.
AUGGGCCCCAUGCCAGAAAAGGUUCCGCCGAAGAACACGAGUUCAGAGGUCCAACCAUCCCAGAACCCUGGGAUUCCGUACCCUUGCAUUAUCCACCCUAAAUCAGGUCAAAUCCCGAUAUGGACUGCCGAUCGAGGUUCGCCCGGUCCUGUAUUUGCCGCUCUGUUUGGCGCUGCAAUGGAGAUGGGAAAGUCUUCCUCUCAGCUUAUUGUCUUUGCUGUGAAUCUGACUCUGUUCGUAGGAGCGCUUCCCAGACCCUGCACAUGCGCAUCUCAAAAAAUUAGCUCGUACGAUUCCGAUUUCAAAUCGAGCGCUUCUCGACGCUAG